This is a messenger RNA of Helianthus annuus (common sunflower), 2520 nucleotides long. RefSeq lists its product as uncharacterized. Gene Ontology annotation, biological process: proteolysis. Gene Ontology annotation, molecular function: zinc ion binding; aspartic-type endopeptidase activity; nucleic acid binding. The record is from RefSeq and is a predicted model, not a curated record. Bases 1 to 2520 code for a protein of 839 amino acids. The transcript is spliced from 4 exons. Lineage: Eukaryota; Viridiplantae; Streptophyta; Magnoliopsida; Asterales; Asteraceae.
AUGACUUGGCAAGAGUUUAAGGGGCCCUUCAUGAGAUAUCACUGUCCUCAGUCGGCUAUCGACAAGAUUCAGGAGGAUUUCUUACGCCUUAGACAGAAAAAUGAGUCAGUAAACGAAAUAUCAAACGCUUUCAUGGAUAAAAUGAAGUUCUGUGGGGAUUUGGUAACAACCGAAAGAAUGAAAAUAAAUCGUUUCUAUGGCGUGUUAAAGGCAGAAAUUAGAGAGUUCAUCACUCCCUCAAAAUGUGAAACCCUCGAUGAGCUCAUUAAUUUAGCACGGGAUAGAGAGAUUGAAAUUAAAAGGCAAGAAGAGCAAGGUGAAAAGAGACCAAGUGAAAGGAGUGCGAGUUUUAGUCCAUCUAAAAAGGGGAAGUUUCAGGAUCAAGGAAAGAAGGGUAAGCCGAAAGGUGGAAUUACUCCAUGCAAGACUUGUGGGAAGCUCCAUACCGGAGAGUGUUUGUUAGGCAAAAAGGGGUGCUACAAAUGCGGUAAGGAGGGGCACUCGUCUUAUCAAUGCCCGAACAACCCGAAGACUUGUUUCAAUUGUUUUGAAAGGGGGCAUAUCAAAUCGGAAUGCCCGAAGCUUCAGCAAGAGACAAAGAAAGAAGAUAAGAAGCAAGAGGGUUCUAAGGCGAAGGGGAGAAUGUUUCAAAUCACAUCUGAAGAAGCUAAAUCCCAGCCGAAUGUGGUCUCAGGUAUCUUUCUAAUAGACUCCAUACCGGUUUAUGUUUUGUUUGAUACCGGAGCCACUAUGUCGUUAAUCUCUAGUGAAAUCGUACAAUAUCCUUCCUUUAAGAUUGAACGAAUGUCGAUGCCCUUAGAAGUAGAAAUAGCAGAUAGUAAAAAUUACUUGUUGCACGAAAUAUGUAAGAAUUGUAAAUUAACCAUUGAGGAUGAGGAGUUUGCUAUUGAUCUCAUACCUAUGAUCUUGGGGGAGUUUAAAGUAAUAGUGGGCAUGGAUUGGAUGUCUCAAAACCAUGCGGAGAUAAAUUGUGAAACCAAAACUAUACUUCUCCAAACUCCAAGUGGAAGGCGAUUAAAUAUACAAGGCGAAAGAAAGAUGGAAGCGAAGUUAUGUACUCUCAUUCAAGCUAUUAAGUAUGUGCUUAAUGGGAGUAGGGCAUAUUUAGCUUACGUGGUAAAUACUCAACAAGGCUUCCCGAAGCUUGAAGAUGUUGAAAUUGUGAACGAAUUUCCAGAUGUAUUUCCGGAGGAAUUGUCGGGACUCCCUCCCGAGCGAGAAGUAGAAUUUCUUAUUGAAUUGAAUCCGAGUGCGAAAAUGGUGGCGAAGGCUCCCUAUAGGUUGCCUCCCACUGAGAUGCGGGAAUUAAUGACACAAUUACAAGAUCUUCUAGAUAAGGGCUUCAUACGCCCAAUCUAUUCGCGAAGCAAAGCUGAGCAUGCAAUGCACUUGCGUGACGUACUCGAAGUUCUCCGCAAGGAGAAACUCUACGCGAAAUUUUCAAAAUGCGCCUUUUGGCUCAGAGAAGUGCAGUUUCUAGGGCAUGUAAUCAACUCGGAGGGCGUCUUGGUAGAUCCGUCAAAAAUUGAUGCCAUAAUGAAGUGGGUUUCUCCAAAGAACCCGACUGAAAUAAGAAGUUUUCUGGGCCUCGCGGGAUACUAUAGACGUUUCAUACAGGAUUUUUCAAAUAUAGCCUUACCAUUAACAAAACUGACGAGGAAGAAAGAGAAGUUUGUGUGGGGUAAAGAACAGGACGAGGCCUUUCAAUUAUUAAAGGAGAAACUAUCACGUCCCCCGGUCUUGACAUUACCGAAUGGGACUGAAGACCUGGUGGUCUAUUCUGACGCUUCACAUCAGGGCUUAGGCUGCGUUUUAAUGCAAAGGGGAAGGGUUAUCGCUGAUGCUUCACGACAAUUGAAGCCGCAUGAAGUGAACUACCCAACCCACGAUCUAGAAUUAGCAGCGAAAGACCUAAAUAUGAGGCAACGGAGAUGGUUGGAACUUAUCAAAGAUUAUGAUUGUGAUAUCCUAUAUCACCCGGGAAAAGCAAAUGUGGUAGCCGAUGCGUUAAGCCGAAAAGGGUAUCCGUCUCCCCUUCGGGUAAAAUCCAUGAAGAUGAUAGUCAUGCCACGAUUACUCGAGACGAUACGUGAAUCUCAAAUAAAGUCACUCGGAGCGGAAGACGUGAAGAGAGAACGAUUAAAAGGUGUAAUCGAUAAACUAGAAGAAAAUUCGACCGGACUUAAGACGCGAUUCGGCCGAAUUUGGAUACCACGAUUCUGCGAAGUCAAGGCCGCUCUACUCAACGAGGCACAUAAAUCACGAUAUUUGGUCCACCCCGGGGCUACAAAGAUGUAUCGGGACUUGAAAACCGAUUAUUGGUGGCCGGGCAUGAAGCGUGAUAUAGUUAAAUACGUCGCGAAAUGCUUAACAUGCUCCCAAGUGAAAGCAGAACAUCAAAAGCCAUACGGGAAAUUACAACCCUUGGAGAUACCGACCGACUUACAAAAAGCGCCCACUUCCUGCCCAUCAAAGAAACUUACUCUUCCGAGAGAUUAG